Molecule: messenger RNA, 7223 nt
Organism: Mixia osmundae IAM 14324
Lineage: Eukaryota; Fungi; Basidiomycota; Mixiomycetes; Mixiales; Mixiaceae
Exons: 6
Coding region: 1-6753 (2250 amino acids)
Source: RefSeq, a predicted model, not a curated record
AUGCCUUGUUGCGAUGUGAAGUUUGUCUGCUUCAGAUCAGGAAGCGUGCCAACGGAGGCUAUGUCGGGCAGACGAGCGAGCGUUGUGUCGACCAAGAGUGAGCCUGCGAUGGAGCCAGACGGCUACAUCUCAGAGGGCAGCCGCAUCAGGCGUGACGGCUCGCACGGCGGACAGUAUCGGACGAGCGGUCGACUGCGCAAAGCCAACAGCGAUGCAGGGUCCCUGAGGCAGUCGAGACGAUUGGCCGCUUACAACGCAGACGACGAGGCGUCAUUCGAGCAACAGGUCAAGUAUCUAACGGCACCUCCUGCGGCGACAUCAGGCAGCCAGCGUAUGUCAGUCCUGGGCUCGAAAGGACCGGCUUCGGCAACUGUAGCAGCAAAGGACAUGCAAAGUGUACGGCCGGCGCCGACACAACAGCUAUCCGGAUCGACUAACCGCUAUACGAUGAUACCCGUCGAGCGCGCGAAGCCGGUAUCGCCAGACAAGCGACAAAGUGAGCCGCAUCGAGCCAUAAGAGACGAUGUGAUCGCCUGGAACGCCAAGAGGGAGGGCAGGCAGACGACGGCCGCACUCGUAUCGCCCCCACCGCCGCCCAGGCGAGCUACGCAGUCGUACAGUCGGCCUUCGAGCGCGAUGAGUGGGGCCAGAUCACCAGCUCAGCAUCGUCAGACUCUGAAUCUCAAGACUGCGCCCAUUCCCCUGCCACCGAGACCUUUGGCGCUCCCUCUUCGUCGAGCGCCAAGCUUUGAAUCAGCCAAAGUUGGCCUGGCUGUACCGCGACCAGGUUGCCGAGAGCCAUCGCAAGCGCGAAUGGAUCAACGAUGCUACUCCGGCAUGGCAGAGUCUGUGUCGAGCAAUGCCUCGGACAGCAGACAGCGGGAAGAUCAGAGCGAGCAAGACGAUAGCAAAGUUCUGGCCGUUCACGCGAAUAAUGAAUACAACGGGAAGCCCGAUCUCGUCAAGCAAGUUGCUCGUGAGAAUUCUGACUUCACAGCAUCACCGUUGCCUUUGUGGACAGGGCCUCCGAAGCCCGCUGGCUUGCCAGAGCCAACCCAGUCCGACACUCGAGCGAGCGGUCUCGAGACUUUCUUGGGUCGCCAGCUCGACAGUCAGGGCCCCGAGGCGUUGCCAAACGGUGCAGAACAGCCAGCACAGCAAAGACCUCUUUGGUCAGAGAGCGUACGCGCACAGGCUGUUUCGCACAAGCCUGCCGACGCUCGGACGACACCGACAGCGGUCCAUCGCAAUCAGCCCAUCUCUCCGCUCCGUACGGAUUUUGGGCUAGACAGCGCAAGGAGAUCGCCUCCAGAGAGCUUAGCAACGCCAAUUGGCCGCAUAAGCUCUGCGAGCGCUGUGCCUGCUUCUGAGCAUCCUAGAGGCAGGCUAUCGAGUGCACGCUAUUCUAAAGCGUGUACACCACUGCCGUUCUACAGUCAGUCGCUGCCAGCAGACGACCUUUAUCUCACUGAUCUUGACGAACGCAAGCUUCAGCACAGACAGUCCCGCCCACCUCUGCAAGAAUCAUCGCAUAUUGUCGCGCAAGCUGCUGAAGCUGCUCUUGCUCGAAUUCCCUCGAGACAUUUGACUGUUGAUAAUCAGAGCCUAUCCCGUACGCUUUCGCGACUAUCGCUGUGCUCCCAGGAACCCGGUGACCGCAGCUCUGUCAAUUACAUCGUCAACUACCUUACAGACCGACAGCGUCCUAUCAGCCGGAUUCAUACGCGCACUUCUUCAAGUGCCACUUCUGCUGUCUUAGCGUACAGACUCUCAAGCGAAAGCUCUCGGUCACGGGCUAGUCUCAAGGAGCUCUCUGUUGAUUCACCAAAGUCGCUCUCGCCCGUCGAUCGACCACCCCGUCGCUUACAUCCGCCCUCACUUCGUCCGGGCGAUCUAAGUGACACCGAAUCAGUCUAUUCAGAGCAUUUAGAGGAUCCAAGAGGCCCAGCGAUCCAAUCCCCCGCUUUAGCGCCGCCUUCGAUCUCGUUGCAACAUUCUGACCUUUCGUCAUCAUCUUUGGCCGGAUCACGUGAGACAGCGCCUGUCACUUCCAGGCCUGCACAACGAACGAGGACAUCGACGACACCAUCGAUUUUGAAGCCAUUAGCGCGACUGUUCAGCAGUAGCAAACAUAGGAGAGAUAGGUCCGCAAGUCCCGCUUUUGGCAAGCAGAUUAGCGCUCCUCAGCCACAAGCCUCAUCAGACAGAAGCUCGCGUUCAUCUGGAUAUCUAGAUCUACCUGCUGCUGCUCGUCAAAGGCUUGAGACGACCAGCGGUCAAUACUGUGAGCAAUCUAAAGCCGACCUUCAGCCGGACCACCCGGACUUGCAGCAGUCUUCUGACUUUGCCAGAUCAAACCACGCACGCGAUCUCUUUGCUCUCGAUACAUCGCAUCUCACUCCGUUCGGCUUUCCUCAACUUCCGCCAACGUACCAGAGUGCGCUGCAAUUGCCUGCUUCUCGCUCGGAUUAUCUGGGCAGUGACCAAGCAUCAGAGCUUGAUACUCACGAAGCGUGCGCCGGAUCCUACGAAGAGGCGAGUCAGACUCGCCCUCGAGCAGGCAAUUCGUCGUCGCAUAAUUCGACAGGCAGCCAGCUACAGGAGCCUCCUUCGGCGUCUUAUUCACCGCGCAGACUUUCUAUAGCGUCAUCUGCGUCUAAUCUUGCCCAAGCCUCUAGAUCUGCAGACAUACGCGUCAGACAGAGCAGAUCAAAAUCAACGAGUAGUCUCCUAGAGGGCCCAUUUUCUCAGCAGUCUCGAUCUGUGUCAAGAGAGGCAACCGACGACGCCGACAUGUUCUCGUCCCUUAAAGGCCGAGCGGCCAAGCGUGACAGUAAACGAAUCUCAGUCGGCGGAAGUCCAGCCCCCGAGCAGUAUGGCCCAGAUACCGACGAUGUUUCACGGACCAUGAAGCGACAAUCAUCGCUCGAUACGGGGGCAAACGCAUUCAGCAAGCCUAUCAAUGGACGCGCAACAGCAGGCAGUAACUACUCGCAGCGUCAAGCGCCGAGUCCAUCUACGCCACGGUCGCAGAGCUCGGGCACUCUGGUCGCGCCUACGCCGCCAAGAACGAGCGAGGGCUCGCGCCGAGGCGUUGCACCUAAUGGCGUUGGUGCAGUACACGACAUGAAUCGCGUCAUCAGCUUAUUGUCCAGUCGCAAAUUCUACACGGAAGGCUAUGUAUGGAAGCGAGACGAGUCGAGACCUGAUGGAUCGAUCGACGCAGCAGCCUCUGGCUCAGCAUGGGAUCGCUUCUUCAUGCAGCUCACAGGCUCUGAGCUAUCGCUUUGGAACGUUCGCGAUAUGGAAGAGGCUGCCCGCAAUAACACGACCAUACCACCGGUCUACAUCAAGAUCACAGAUGCGUUCGUAGUGCUGGCUCGCCCGGAAGAACAGUUCCAAUUUGUCUUUGCCCUCAACACUGCCGGCUCGAAUAGAAUCCUGUUUGCCUGCGAGACUGACGCCAAAAUGACUAGAUGGAUGAACAACUUGCGACUUGCUUCUUGGGAACUUGGCCGCCUCGCAGAAGUCUUCACAGGAACGCUGCUGGGUCUUCGAGGGUUCGGUCAACGCGCAUCUCCGCUCACCAAGGGGGUAAUGGACGGAAUGGUCAACGUUCGUCUCCCCGGCGAGACAGAAUGGCAACUUGUCCGCUUGGUCCUGCACGAGAAUCCGCCGGAGAAGAAACGCCGAAGUCUGUUGCCCAGCAUGACGCGUAGCGCAAGUCUCAGCCAGCUAUCGUCCGAAGGCGAGCCCGAAGUCUCCACCGGCACUGCUUAUCUUUACGCUUCGCGCAAGGCGAAACGACCAUUCAUGACUCUUUCGCAAGCAUGGUACUGUGCGUCGGUCUAUCCCGAAGUCCCGCAGCUCGUCGAUGCGACCAAUAUCUUCAAAGUUGAGGCCUGCGCCGAAUGGGACGAGACGGGCGAGCAGCCGAGCAAGCUGCAUCAUGCACAUUACCUUGCUAGGUCAGGUAGCCGCGAGUCGGGUCAGAACUACAUACUUGCAAUGCCAGCGGAAGGCGGUCAGGGCGAGAUGCUCGACUGGAUCACCGGCUUUUGCGACGCAUUCAAGCUGUAUGGACGACCGCGCGAGUUCGUCUUUGAUCCUCGCAAUCCGAUCUCGCAGUACUUUGUCGUGCCGAUCGGUCCAAGCCGUGACCGCCUCUUCUUCGAUUCACAAUUGGUCGAGCAUCUCGACGUACGCGAGAACAGGCCGCGCGAGAUCCAAGCCAGCUUCAAAGAUAUGCUUGUUCAGCGCAUGCGCGGCAGAGCUGCUGAGAAGCGGUCAUCUGGCAAGCCUGCGCUAGGCUCGUUGCCACGCUCGAAUACCGAUUCCGAUAUUCAAGCUCAGGCUCGUCAGCAUCGCCAAAUCGCCACAGGGCUGCCUGCCAUCGGCGAGGGUGCCAUACCGGAGGAGCAACAAGGCAGGAGCGAAGAAGUCCAGGCGUCGCAUCGCGACGAUGCGCUACGCCAGCUUGAGACCGCACCCGAACAGGACAACUCUAAUCGUGCACCACACGUACCAACCCAUCAGCUGCCCAUGCUUGACCUUCAAGGCGAUCAAGACGAAGGUCUGCAGGACCACAAUCCUUCAGCAAGCUACGUCCCCGAACCGAGUCGGGAGCUGCCUGCCCGGGGUAGCCCAGUACCCGCCCAGACAGUAGACAGCUCGCCGUCGUCCAGACCUGUCCUGGCACAGCUUGACACUCACACGUCAAAUCGACCGCUACCCGGGUCGCUGGAAACCUUCGGACGACGAGCGCUGCCAGUACCUGCACCUGUCGCGAGCGGCAGCAGUUCUCGCGAACGCAGUCCUGUUCAGUCCGUAUCAAAGGACAUGGCCCUUAGUAGCUCAGUGCUUGGCUCUACUAGUCAGUCGUCUCCCAGGUCAAAUGUCGCGCAGAACGAGGAGCUCCCAAGCGCGAUCCGUGCCGAGCUCCCGAAGGCGCGAACUGCGGAUGUCAUCGCCGGCGGCGAUGCGAGGACGCAAACUGCUCGAAUAUCUGGUCCUACAAGAUCGGAUACGAAAACAUCGGAUGGUGCGAUCGAGAUGGAUGACGAUUACAGAGCUGCGCUCUCGUUCAUCAACAGUAAUGCGCAAGCGACUCCGCCUUCAGUCACGCGGCAAGCAGCUGUCUCACAGCCCUCGUCAAUCGCACACAAAGUCACGCCUACAAGAUUCAAUGAUGGCCUACUCGGUGCCCCAUUGGCUGCUACGCGAGAGCCUUCCUCGCCGGAUCUAUACGGAGACAGCUCGCCAGCAGUGAGUCAAGGUAUCGCCCGUCAGCCCUCUCUCCGUGCACCCUCGCCUUCGAGCUCUGCUGCGCCGACGAUCAGCAAGGCAGUUGCGCUCGGCACGGUGACUGCCAGGGCCGGCGCGUUUGGCCAGAACAGAAGGACUGCAGAACGAGCGGCUGCGGCGGGUCCAAAUCUGUCGUCUACGACGGCAGCUCGCACCCAGCCUGGGAGAACAGCUGGCAAGUCUCCGGUGCCGGCUAAGGCUUCUUGGAGCAGCGACGAAGAUGACGGUGUCCCGCAAGAUGACGACAGCGAUGAUGACAGCCGAGCUCAACCCCCAUCGACGGCUCAGGCCAGGCAGUCUAGCUUGCCGAUACCUGAUCAGAGGCAACCCAGCGUGCCCGACUCGAUGCCCGGCAGGUUCGCCGGACAGCAGGCCGGUGGACCGUCCAGCUACAGAGCAGCAGAUCCAUACCAUUCGAAUGCGAGCGUGCCGGUUACGGCAUACCACAGAGACUCUCCUGGUCAGAUCUCUCAGCCGGCAUCGGAGCGCUCGUCACCUGCGCCUAUCUCACAAGGCGUCAGAUUUCCUGGUCUCUCGGCUAGCAUGAGCCAGCCAGCCGCUUUGCCAUCAUGGCAGCAACAAGGACGCAAUAGCAGCAUGCCGCAAGUAGGCUACGAUCGCGACGGCCGACCGAUGACCGUCAUGGGCAAUUCGGCUGGCAUCAAUCCACAUGGUCUGCUUGGCGCAGCCAAUCAGACUGGUAACACGGCAAAGCAGCACGAGCAAUGGGCACGUCAAAAUGGCCAGCCGCUGGUGCAAGUCGAAGCCAAGAGUGGUCCGCCUCGUUCCGGACUGGUUGGCGCAAUUGCAGAACACGAGAGGGAGCGCAAGCGCGAAGGCGGCGUGGGCGCGACCAUCACAGAGAGACAAAGACGUGAAGUUGACGAGCACCAAUAUCAGCAGCAACAGCAACAGCAGAUGAUGUUGAUGCAACAGCAACAACAGCAGCAGCUUGCGGCCUCACAGGGCAUGUUUGGCUCACCUUUCAUGGGUGGCAUGAUGCCUUUUGCCGGCAUGCCUGGCAUGCCAGCACCAGGCGCAGGCUACGAUCAAAAUGCAAUGAUGCAGCAACAAAUGGCGAUGAUGGCAGCGCAGCAGGCUUUCAUGGCUGCAAUGUCUUCUUUCGGCCAGCAGCCCGGUGCGUUCGGCCAACAGCCUGGCGCGUUCGGUCAACAGGGAACGGUGCCUUUCAUGUCAUCUAUGCCCUUUGGAUACAGCUCGCCAAUGCAACAGCCCGGCAGUAUGCCAGCGCCUGGCACUCCGGGGGCAGGCAGCACAUCUUUACCAUACCCUUCGUACACUCAGCCGGCACGGUCCAAUGGCACGCACACGCCGCCCAUCUCAACAGUCACAGCUGCUUCCUCACAGGAUGCAAGCCAGUCUGGACGGGCGUCUCGUGCGAGCGCACAUAGGGAAAAGGAGCGUCCGAUGCCCGGAAAUUAUCAGUAAUGAGGAAUGUGCACCAGCAGUGUAUAAUACAUGCAAUCUGUCUGAUCUACAGGCUUAGCACAACAAAGGCUUGCGUGGCUAUACAUCAACUGAGUAUAAAUAAGCACAGUGGGCGAUCAGUCUUCGCUUGCAGCAACCCGUCUUGCCGCGCCAGCCACGGUCCUGCGAAUAUCGUUGAGACUGUCGAGCCAGUCGUUGAUGAGCUGCCGGCCCUGUGGGUCAACAACGCCGUCGCCAAGAUCUUGUCGUAUAUCAUCAAAUGGCAAGACGUCGACGACAAGCCGCAGCCAAUUCAUAUAAGCAGCCUGCAACGCGCAUGUGAGAAAUGCAUCGCUUGUCAAGCAGGCAAUGGACCUCUUUGGCAGAGACAGAGUGCAUCUCUGUCGUCGGGUGUUCCCUGUGCCGGUCGAGAUAGGCGAAUAUACUACGAGAUGAACGCCGUCAGGGUCAGAACCUUUGCGAAUCCAUGG